GGGCGCAUGCGCGGGCGGGGGCCGGGGAGAAGGGGUCGGGCCGCCAUGGCCAUCUUCAGCGUCUACGUGGUGAACAAGGCCGGGGGCCUCAUCUACCAGCUGGACAGCUACGCCCCGCGCGCCGAGGCCGAGAAGACCUUCAGCUACCCCCUCGACCUGCUGCUCAAGCUGCACGACGAGCGGAUCCUCGUCGCCUUCGGACAGCGCGAUGGCAUCAGGGUGGGUCACGCAAUACUGUCCAUCAACGGCGUGGAUGUGAACGGCAAGUACACGGGGGACGGGAAGGAGGUGCUGGACUACCUGGCCAACCCUGCCAACUACCCCGUGGCCAUCCGCUUCGGCCGGCCCCGCCUCACCUCCAACGAGAAGCUCAUGCUGGCCUCCAUGUUCCACUCGCUGUUCGCCAUCGGCUCCCAGCUGUCCCCGGAGCAGGGCAGCUCCGGUAUCGAGAUGCUGGAGACGGACACGUUCAAGCUCCAUUGUUUCCAGACGCUGACAGGGAUCAAGUUUGUGGUGCUGGCGGACCCCCGUCAGGCGGGGAUCGACUCCCUCCUGCGCAAGAUCUACGAGAUCUACUCCGACUUUGCCCUCAAGAAUCCCUUCUAUUCCCUGGAGAUGCCCAUCAGGUGUGAGCUGUUUGACCAAAACCUGAAGCAAGCACUGGAAGUGGCAGAGAAGGCUGGGACCUUUGGGCCGGGGUCGUAGCCAGCCCCACCCAGCGAGGAGGGGAGAAGCCCGAGGCCCCCCCCGCCGGGACACGUCACGCCCCGUCUGCCCCGACCGUCUGCUAGGGCGGGAGCCGAACUGGAGAGACCGGUGGGCCCCGAUUCCGCCUGUGCUUUCUGCCCCUCCCCUCCACCCCUGUACAGAUUUAUUUAUGGAGAGGGGGGCUCCUCCCGGGAAGCACUGCAAUAAACAUUCCCUUGCCCGUG
Messenger RNA from Ornithorhynchus anatinus (platypus), 932 nucleotides. It is a transcript of the gene TRAPPC4, whose product is annotated as trafficking protein particle complex subunit 4. Bases 7 to 705 code for a protein of 232 amino acids. The record is from RefSeq and is a predicted model, not a curated record. Gene Ontology annotation, biological process: endoplasmic reticulum to Golgi vesicle-mediated transport. NCBI's taxonomy places the organism in Eukaryota, Metazoa, Chordata, Mammalia, Monotremata, Ornithorhynchidae. Gene Ontology annotation, cellular component: TRAPP complex. The transcript is spliced from 5 exons.